ACCAGCAACGGGCACACCAGCAAAUACGUAAAAAAAAAAGGCGAAAAAAUUAGGAUAAUGCAGCGAAUAUAAACAAAGGAUUGCGGAAAAAACGUUUUAUACAAGAUCGUUGGCACUUACCCAGCAGGCAAUGAGUUUCCAUUUCUACGUGGAAUCGCUCAAUACAACGUUGCAGUCGAUUGCGCGACAAGUGGAGCAAUUUGCUGGCGUUGCACUGAACGCAGCUGUCGAUCUGCGUGGAAAUCUGGAAUCCUUGACCGGUGAUUUUCGCUGGGAAAACGGACCCAUCGCCUUCACCGAUCUGCAGGCGACGCUGCUGAAGGUGCUCAUCGUCCUGCUGCUGGGCACCUGCGUACUAGCCGGCUACUCGUGGUCCGUUUACGGCCAAGUCAUCACGGAGAAGUUUGUCAGGCCAAGCACGCUCAAGGAAAUCGAAGAGCUUAAGUUGUCGGUGGCCAAGUUGAAGCUGCCCAAGGAGCACUCGCCGCGCAUCUAGAAACCAUGUCCAAGAUUAAGAAGUUCUUUUCGCGGAAGAAGGAGGAGGCGGCGGCCUUUA
Molecule: messenger RNA, 556 nt
Organism: Drosophila santomea
Lineage: Eukaryota; Metazoa; Arthropoda; Insecta; Diptera; Drosophilidae
Exons: 2
Coding region: 131-496 (121 amino acids)
Source: RefSeq, a predicted model, not a curated record